AAUGUGGCUAUUGCUGACUCAGCCAGCAAGUGGUCACAAUGUCUAGGCCUACAGAAAACACCAAGAAGGUUAUUGUGAUAGGCGAUGGCUGCGUUGGAAAGACUUGUCUUGUUGCUAAACUAACAGAAGGAAAGUUUAUCAACAACUACCAUGUGACAAUUGGAGUUGAGUAUGGAGUCAAGUCGUUUGUGCGAGGUGAAAAAGAGAUAAGACUUCGACUAUGGGACAUUGCAGGGCAGGACCCAUUUCGAGCCCUGAUGCCACAGUAUGCCAGAGGAUCUGAGGCAGCUAUUGUGAUGUGUGACGCGACCCGCAGUGAGACAAUGGAACAGGGAGCUACACUAUGGAAGAAGUCUGUAGACGAAUCAGUGUGUCUCUCCAAUGGCCAACGCAUUCCCUGCGUGCUCUUGGUCAACAAGUGCGAUCGCCCCAAGAACCAGCAUCAGAUAAGCCAAGAUAGAGCAUUUGAGUUUGCCCGGGACAAUGGUUUUAUCAAAUACUUUGAGACUAGUGUGAAGGAUGGGACGAACAUCACUGAGGCUUUGGAGUACUUGCUGGAUGUGGUGCUGGCUUAUGAAGAAGAUGGUCAAAUGUUAACCUCAGCUUAUCAAGAUGGAAUCAGACUUUCGGCUACGUACAGCCGUGCUAAGAAACAGAACAGUGGUUGUUGUGGACAAGUAGCUGAUGACUCUGAUCCUAGAUAUAAAAAAUGAAGUGUUUUUUGUAUAUGUACAUAUACAGGUAUGCUAUUUUAACCAUGUGAUUUGUGCACUGCAAAUCAUGACCAUUAUUAUACAACGUAAA
Messenger RNA from Halichondria panicea, 804 nucleotides. Its product is annotated as ras-related protein Rab-7L1-like. The record is from RefSeq and is a predicted model, not a curated record. Gene Ontology annotation, biological process: vesicle-mediated transport. Bases 39 to 713 code for a protein of 224 amino acids. Gene Ontology annotation, molecular function: GTP binding; GTPase activity. The transcript has 6 exons. Lineage: Eukaryota; Metazoa; Porifera; Demospongiae; Suberitida; Halichondriidae.